This is a messenger RNA of Saimiri boliviensis boliviensis (Bolivian squirrel monkey), 3518 nucleotides long. It is a transcript of the gene PLA2G15, whose product is annotated as phospholipase A2 group XV. Lineage: Eukaryota; Metazoa; Chordata; Mammalia; Primates; Cebidae. Gene Ontology annotation, biological process: lipid metabolic process. The record is from RefSeq and is a predicted model, not a curated record.
AAAAAAAGAACUCGAGAAGGGCAGGGCAAGACAGUGUUUUCAUAGCCAGGUCAGCUGCUUGCCAAGAAGGAAGGAAAGGGCAGGAGGACAAAGGUCUUGGGCAGGUGAGAUGACCAGGGUGCAGCUGCCCCUUCGAAGGGUGUGUGUGUGGAGGAUCAAGACCUCUAUUUCCCAAGCACUCUGGUCCCUCCAUCCCACAGUGACCUAUGGUGCCGGCAGAUAACCGGCUGUCAGGUCUUUGCCCACUCUGCUCGCCCCUGCUUCCUGGUGCAGGGAGUCCAUGUCCUCUCUGGUUCCUCAGGUUUGUGGGAGCAGAGAGGAGCACGAACUCCCGAUGACUCUUCUGCUCUAAAGGGGAACUUGCAGAUGGCCCAUGGCGCAGGGUCGAGGCUCAAGCCCACUCCCACCCCCGCACCCACUCCCGACUGGCGGGGUGACGCUGCACUCUGAGCCCUUAAAACAAAGUUUAACCCCCUUCUUGGGAACUGAACAUGCUGACCUGUUCUCUCCUGGUUCCCCCGCAUCUGUACCCGGGGCAGACAGUUACAUGGGCUGACUGGCCGAACCCAGGUGCCCUCGGGGCAGGGUGUGCUAAGAAUUGGUGUAGGGGUUGCACAAAGGUCCUUGUCAGUUCCUGGUCACAUGAGGCCCAAGAACUGUCCGGGUCUCACUUCCCCUCUUCUUGCUUUGACCCGGGUCGCUCAGCAGCGGCGAGCGCUGCACACUUUAUCCUCUCUCGGUCUUGUCCGUUUCAGAUCCUCCAGGUCAGGGAAACACCAGCGAAAGCCCAGAGCGCUGAACCUGCACCCUGGACCUGCGGGCGACCGUCGCACACCAUGGGCCCCCACCUCCGCCCCUACCGUGUGGGGCUGCUCCCGGAUGGCCUCCUGUUCCUCUUGCUGCUGCUAAUGCUGCUCGCAGACCCCACGCUCCCGGCCGGACGUCACCCCUCGGUGGUGCUGGUCCCUGGUGAUUUGGGCAACCAACUGGAAGCCAAGUUGGACAAGCCAACAGUGGUGCACUACCUCUGUUCCAAGAAGACCGAAAGCUACUUCACAAUCUGGCUGAACCUGGAACUGCUGCUGCCUGUCAUCAUUGACUGCUGGAUUGACAAUAUCAGGCUGGUUUACAACAAAACAUCCAGGGCCACCCAGUUUCCUGAUGGUGUGGAUGUACGUGUCCCUGGCUUUGGGAAGACCUUCUCACUGGAGUUCCUGGACCCCAGCAAAAGCAGUGUGGGUUCCUAUUUCCACACCAUGGUGGAGAGCCUUGUGGGCUGGGGCUACACACGGGGUGAGGAUGUCCGAGGAGCCCCCUAUGACUGGCGCCGAGCCCCAAAUGAAAACGGGCCCUACUUCCUGGCCCUCCGCGAGAUGAUCGAGGAGAUGUACCAGCUGUAUGGGGGCCCCGUGGUGCUGGUUGCCCACAGUAUGGGCAACAUGUACACGCUCUACUUUCUGCAGCGACAGCCGCAGGCCUGGAAGGACAAGUAUAUCCGGGCCUUCGUGGCACUGGGUGCACCCUGGGGGGGUGUGGCCAAGACCCUGCGCGUCCUGGCUUCAGGAGACAACAACCGGAUCCCAGUCAUCGGGCCCCUGAAGAUCCGGGAGCAGCAGCGGUCUGCUGUCUCCACCAGCUGGUUACUGCCCUACAACUAUACCUGGUCACCUGAAAAGGUGUUCGUGCAGACACCCACCAUCAACUACACGCUGCGAGACUACCGCAAGUUCUUCCAGGACAUCGGCUUUGAAGAUGGCUGGUUCAUGCGGCAGGACACAGAGGGGCUGGUGGAAGCCUCAAUGCCACCUGGUGUGCAGCUGCACUGCCUCUAUGGCACUGGUGUCCCCACACCAGACUCCUUCUACUAUGAGAGCUUCCCUGACCGUGACCCUAAAAUCUGCUUUGGUGACGGCGAUGGUACUGUGAACUUGCAGAGUGCCCUGCAGUGCCAGGCCUGGCAGAGCCACCAGGAGCACCAGGUGUUGCUGCAGGAGCUGCCAGGCAGCGAGCACAUCGAGAUGCUAGCCAACGCCACCACUCUGGCCUAUCUGAAACGUGUGCUCCUUGGGCCCUGACUCCUGUGCCAGGCAGGGCUGGAUGGCUUGGCCAUGGACCUACCCCUGGCCUCUGGGGCUGUCAUGGCCCAUGAGUUUUGCAAAGUUUGUGACUGACCAUUCAAGGCCCUGAGUCUUGAGCUGUGAAGCAUCUCCUGUGGGGAAGUGCCGUUCGUUAUCCUUUGUCUGUGGCAGUGAAGAAGGAAGAAAUGAGAUUCUGGACUCAAGGGACACUGGAUGGAAAGAAUGCUGCUGAUGGUAGAAUUGCUAUGACCUCAGGACUGGCUCCGCAGGGUGGACUGGCUGGGCCCUGGUCCCAAUCCCUAACUGGGUCCAUGUGUUCCCCCUACCGCUAUGGGCUUUUCAUACUUGCCCACUGGGCCCUGACCCCACAGCCUUCCUAUGAGGGAUGUUACUGUGCUGUGGUCCUGUACCCAAAGGUCCCGGGGAUGGGCUCCUGGUCCAUCGGGUGACCCUUCCCACACACUGGCCACAGGUAGGCCUGCCAUUGGCCAUGGAUAGUAGAGCUGCUGGCUUCCCUGUGGCUUAGCUGGUAGCCAGCUUGACUGUGGCUUCCUGGGGCGAGUCCAGUAGCCCCUGCAGGCAGGGGCAGUUUGUUGUGUUCUUCAUGGUUCCCAGACCCUGGGACAUUUUACUUCACUCCUACCUCCCUUACCGCCAGGAGCAGUCAAGCUCUGGAUUGGGUAGCAGAUGCGCCCCCAGUCCUGCAGGCUGUGUCCCAGGAGCCCUGAUUCCCUCAGAUGUGCUGUUGGCCCUAGGACUGAAGCUACCCCACUUCAUCCUGGGACUGUUGUUCCAAGGAUGACAGCAGGGGUGGGAGCCAUGGCCUUCUAGGCACCUGUGGAGAAAGGGAAUCCAAGGAAGCAGUCAAGGCUGCUCGCAGCUUCCCUGAGCUGCACCUCUUGCUAACCCCGCCACCACACUGCCACCCUGCCCUAGGGACUCACUAGUACCCACGCGGGUUGGCACAGGGCUGAGAAGUGGUGGGACUCCUGUCACCCUGCCCAGCACCUACUCCCACCAGGCAGCUGACUGGUAUUUAGUCUGCCAGGACUAGUCUAGAAACUUGAAUGGGACUCUGAGAGAGUGAGGGGUUCCCUGGGGCUCCCCUAGGAGCUUUCUGUCUGCCCCAGGAUGCUGCAUGGGUUUCCCUGUGGCAGUAGCCACGGAGAGUCAGGGCCUGUCUUCAUGGCAGUAGGCUCUAAGUGGGUGACUGGCUACAGGCCAAGAGAAGGGUCCAACCUCUAGGCUGGGUUCGAAAAGCUACCUUCAGGCUGGUCUAAGCUGCUCUCCCACAGGGUUUCUGUGGAGCUGGAUUUUCUCUGUUGCAUACAUGCCUGGCAUUUGUCUCUCCCUUUGUUCCUGAGUGGUGGGCCCCGCAUGGGGCUCUGAACAGCCUGUAUCUGGAUUCCGGCAAUAAAAGUACUCUGGAUGCUGUAAGGU